AUGGACUGCAACUGGGAACUGCCUACUCUGAGGGGCACAGUGAGACUAGGCGCCCAAACCAAGUCUAGGCUUAGCUCUACCCAGUUCUACGAUGUAAACUUUUAUCCCUAUACCGCUCCCGGUCUCGAUCCUGUUUUCGCUCUGUGCGGAGGUCGCUUUACUGUCAUAUGUCGGUGCAUACUGGACAAGAACAGCACCAUCGAAAUCCUGCGGUGGUUUGAAGAUGAAGAGAACACCACAGAACACGGCGCACCCGACGACAAGCACAUCAACUACAACAGUGUCGUUUGGUCUCAGGCGGAAAAUGGUGACCCGCUUGUGUGCGUGACCGGCGACUCUCGCAUCAAGGUCUUGAACGUCCGAACAGGAAAGCUCGCAACGACGCUGAUAGGUCAUGGCGAUUCUGUCAACGACCUUGCUAUAUCCCCAGUAGACCCCACUAUUCUCGCAUCCGUGAGCAUUGACCAUAGCCUCCGAAUAUGGAGCCUGCACCCGUCGCACGAAAAGCAACCGCUCGGAGCCAUCUGUUACGGACAAGGCCACAAGGAUCAGGUGCUGACGCUUGCAUACCAUCUGAAAGGACGGUACAUCCUAACUGCAGGUAUGGACACUAGGAUCAAUCUGUGGGCUGUACCCGAUGACCUCAAGAAGCACGCUGGAACCGAUAAGCCGGCCAUAGUGCACUAUCCGCAUUUCUCCACCACUGAGAUUCAUACUGACUUCAUUGACUGUGUUCAGUGGUAUGACAAUUUGAUCCUAAGCCAUGCGUGUCGCGAGAACAAAAUCAUACUUUGGAGUAUCGACGAGUUCAGUUCCGAUCGCUCGACAACGCCUCCUGCGCCGAUCCCCACCUCGAGCGCAGUUCACAGUAGGACUCCCGUUACCAUCCCAGCAAACUCCACCUCAAGCACUCGAUCCGCAUGGGGCGGGCGCUUCCAGAGGCUUCUACAAUUCGAACUGCCAUAUACAAAUCAAUUCUACAUACGAUUUUCCCUAUUUCACGAGCUUGGCCGUCAUCCGAUCUUGGUUGCGGGCAACGAGAGAAGUAAGACCUUCUUUUGGGACCUACAACGCCUGGAGGAUGCUGGAACUGGAGAGGAUGGCUCUUUGAACACAAAAGGUUUACUGCUAGGUCUACCUAGGCAUGUGCGUGAGGGAAGCUCAACAUCCACUACAUCAUCUGCUAUCAGCGCUGGCUCUGGCAACACUAAGGCCAAACAGCAGAGACUAAAAGAGCAGCCUCGCGAUCGAGGUAUAUCAGAUCCCUUUCGCUCGAUAAAAGCGCACAAAAUUGUUGAGACUCCAAAGUACAAAGCUUUCGCAUUCCGCCACUUCGCCUGGAGCCGUGAUGGUCAGUGGUGUGUCGGCGUCGGCGACUGUGGUACCAUCAAUAUCUUCAACCGUUGGGAAGAGAAGGGUGUUCCUCCAAUCGACCCAGACAAGGAGAUAUCCAGACAAGAUGAUGGCCCAAAGAUCAACAAGGAGAAAAUCAUUGACUCGCUAGAAGGUCUCUGUGAGGCACAUGCGCUGCGGCAGCAGAUGGCAGCAGACCAGGGUGAAUCGUUUGAAGAGGACCUACGGCCUCUUCUUGACGAAUAUACAAAACCAGCAAGAUUGCAAUAG
Molecule: messenger RNA, 1623 nt
Organism: Alternaria atra
Lineage: Eukaryota; Fungi; Ascomycota; Dothideomycetes; Pleosporales; Pleosporaceae
Exons: 13
Coding region: 1-1623 (540 amino acids)
Biological process (GO): negative regulation of transcription by RNA polymerase II
Cellular component (GO): ESC/E(Z) complex
Molecular function (GO): nucleosome binding; protein binding
Source: RefSeq, a predicted model, not a curated record